CACUGCGUGAAGGGGUUGGGCUUGACAGGAGGCGUUGCUUCCAUUCAGCAUUAGAAGACAUUUUUGUUGCACUCCCAGCUGUUGGGGUCGUAGUCUGUGGUUGAGCUCAUACAUGGAAGGAUCUCCACUCCGCCACACGUAGGACAAAUGAAUGGAUUUAAUGAGAGAAGCAAAGCCAGUUUUUUUUUUUUAGGUGUGAUUUUGCGCACCCUGCAUCGCAACGGCGGACAGCAGCCACACUUUAGGACAAUUUAGGAUAAAUUGUGUACCACAAACCGUACCAUGCUGGAAUGGCUUGUGGUCCUUUGCGUCGCGGUCCUGGUGACCACAGUAUGGUGCAGUUCCAAAGUUUCUUCCGGCAUAGACAAGCCGACAAAUACACCUCAAAGAGGCGCGAACACUCCGGGGAAAGACUGCACCGAGACUCGCAGCGUGGAGCUCAUCUGUAAACCUUCCGCCCUGGCCAAUUACCUCCUGAAGACCUGCACCACUUUCACCAACUACUCGCCGUGUGUGGGCUGGACGUGGCGGGCCAGCGGCAUCCUCCAGAGCUUGUACGAGGCGUGCUGGUCGUACGGCAGCAAGGUUCAUUUUGUGAGGGACCACCUACAGCUGAGCGAUGAUGGACUGGUUGCCUUGGACUGGGCUUUUCCUCGCUACCAGAAGAGACGCAGGACCUACAGUCACUCCACCAGCCCGGUUCUACUCAUCAUCCCCAAUUCUUUUGGGAAGAUCACCAGGAAUGUGCUGGAGUUGUGUCAAACAGCCCUCUCCCAUGGAUACCUCCCUGCAGUCCUCAACCGCCGCAGCCACAACGGCACGGCUCUCACCACUCUCAAGCUACAGCAGUUUGGAGACCCAGCAGACCUGCGAGAGGUCGUGCGCUACAUCCGUUAUCGGCAGCCUGCCGGCAAGUUGUAUGCAGUGAGCGAAAGCACGGGCUCCGGCCUACUUCUCUCCUACCUGGGGGAGUGUGGUUCCUCCAGCUACUUCACGGCUGCCGUCUGCCUGUCGCCCAUCUUUCGCUGCCAGAGCUGGUUUGAAAACGGACUCUCCUGGCCUCUACAGUGGUCCUUGGUGCUCUAUCAGAAGAUGUGCCUGAGCAGAUACAGGACGGCGCUGAGUGCCACCAUACACACAGACAGCCUCUUUUCUACCACGUCCCUACGCGGCCUGGAGGAAGUUCUCUUUUGUCAAACACAGGUCAGUUGUGGCGGAGCUGCACUAACUGGGCCAAGUGGUAGUACUUCUUCCGGUUCCUGGGAGGCUUACUGGGAAUGCAACGAGCCCUUAAGGGAUGUGGAUGAGGUGGCCAUUCCUGUCCUGAGUAUCUGCGCUCAGGACGACCCAGUACGGGGCGACAUCCAAUCCACGGUACCCCGGGAACUUUUUGAAAGCAACCCACAUUUCUUCCUCCUUCUAACAGACCGAGGCGGUCACUGUGGUUUUUCCACGCGGUGCGAGGGAAGUUCCACAGGGGCAGCUGGCCCAGCAGCAGCAGCAGCAGCAAACUGUGCAACGGCAAGUUGUGGGACCAACUGGAGCCACCAAGCUCUUUUUGAAUUUUUCAGGGCGACCACAGACUUUAUUGCUGCAGAGGAGAGGGCAAAGCAACUUGCUGCCAGGAGGAGGGGUCUUGGGGCUGGCAUGGGGGGGAGAGCUUUUCGGCACCGUAGUAUCAGUACAUGCAAGCAAGUGCCAUCGUGUUCCCAUAAUAUCCACGCCAUUUACAACUGGCAGAGGUCCUAUACACGGUGAGGAAACCAAAUGGUAGUUGAUGGACACUGACACGUUUUGUUAUUAUAAUCCUGGUUAGUCGUGGGACUGCAAUGGUAGUGAAGGUGUGGUGUCAAUUCCCCCUCAUUCCUAUUCCCCAUGUAAUGACUAGCAAGCCGUCGAGGUGGGACUGUGCCUUUUGCCGAGCUAGACUUGAGCUCCCCCGCCACCUUGAGCAGGAUACAGGGGCGUAAUGUGUCAAAAAGGUGCUGCUUUGGCGAAGCGCUCCAUUAUGAAAGUUAACUUUUGUGAGUUCUUACGAAUAACAUCAGCAAAGUCAGCAACAAGAAACUGUGUAACUACGUUCCAUAGUCCACAGUGUAAGGAAACCAGCUAAGUUGGCCCCGCAUCCUGAUGAAAUAAUUACAGCCAUCACGAUCUAUGCCUUUUACACCUCACUUCAAACGGUGUGAAAUCAGAAUGUGUCAUUUGCAACACUGACACUUACCAAAGUCUUUCAUGUUGUUUUUUCAACUGAAUGAAAACGCAUCAGUUAGUAAUUACGACGGGUGCUUCAAUCAAUCAGUGUCGGCCAAUUUCCGUGAAAAACCACACACACGGGAGGCGACGAGCGGCUGCGACCAGCCACACCGGCCAGCCACAUGCAGAGCGAAUUGUUAUCAGUUGAUAUUGAAAACGCGAUUUCACCUUUUUGUCUUUUUUCUGGCUUUGAUUUUGUCCUAAAAAUAGCUCUUCCAAUAACAGGUCUUGAAAAAUGGAGGUCGUCCUAUUUUCAGUGUCGUCAGGUAUUUGGGUCAAGACGGUACUUUCACAAGAAAGUGUUUGUCCGCCAGUCCUCCUCGAUGGUGUGAGUGCUGAGACUAUGUCAAACUGUUGUAUUACGGCCUUAAAAACGUGCUGAUUGAAAGACAUUGUAGCAAACACACGUGAAUACAAUUCAGCUCUAAUUCUGAUUAUUGAGUUUAUUGAGCAACAUGUUUAUGUGUACUCCGUUUGCCCGACGACAGCUGGGAUAGGCUCCAGCGUCCCCCCGCGAGCCUAGUGAGCACAGGCAGCAUAGGAAAUGUAUGAAUGGGCAUUCUACUUCUAUUUGAUUGAAUUCUAGAAAACUGACAGAAUCACAAACGUUAAAAAAAUGUUUUUCCCCCCCCCCCCUUAUUUUCAGUUUGAUUGCACAUGCACCGACGGCUAAGAAACAGCCCCAAUUAUAGCGCAGAGUCCCCACGGCCAUUUCAUGUUGAGAUUGCGUGUCCCAGAGUUUUAUCCACUCAGACAGCUGGAACACAGCAGUGUCCGCACACACAUAGCGUGUAUGCACACGCAGUGUGCUGGCAGACAUAUUGUCAGCUUGCGUUACGACCAUCUUCUCUCACACUCACACAAAUGAGCUGUCAUGCAGGGUCCAUGAACAUGCUACAAAACACCACUAGCGGUAUCCUAGUGUCCUCCCAUAACAAUAAUUAUGUACAAUGACAUGAUUGGUUCAUGACAAAUGCAACUAUUGUUCAAUAGAUUAUCCCGUAUUAUUGGAGGAACACCAUUUAUUUCAUUGGAAAAGCAAAACUAGGCAACUUUUUUAUUAUUCAUAUAAAUACUUGUAGCUAGCUGUUAGCUGUUUUCUUAAAUUUAGGGAUUUCAAAGUAAUAUUUUGCACAUCAUCGUUAUUUUUUUUAAGUGUCCUCUACCACAGUUAAUCUGAACAAAUUUUAAGACGGCAAUGCAUGUACUUUUACUGUGGCCAGCUGAGUGCAAUAUAUUUCUUCAAAUAGUGGCCCUCCCUUCAAUGGAUGCCAUGUUCCAAAAAGCAUCACCCUCAAAUAGACGCCUUCUUUUGAAAAUAACCAAGGAGUAACUGCAAUUAACUCAGUUCACCGAUGCCAUCAUGUGCCCACGUGCGUUAAAGAUGUCAAAGAUGUCCUGUAGAGUCACGGGCAUACAAUCGGGAUGUGGGGAAAAAAACCCCGAUGUGCACUGAUGUGUCGUCCUAACCACCAUGUGAUGGCCCAAGUUGAAAAUCUGUAUCACAGAUAGAGUUGGGAUGUUUUGAUUCUGUCGAAAAAAAAGCCCAUUUUAUUUCAUAUACAUUAGUGUCGAAUAACUGUUGUGUGUCAAAUCAUUGUGCUGUCAGCGGCCAAAUCUUGCACCACUGUGAGUGUAAACACAGCAUGUGUGCAAAGCACUGCGUCCUGUUCCUCAGAAAUUAUAAAUCCCAACCUGUUGGAAAAAUAUCCACAAAAAUCAGAGGUGUUUGGCAAAUACUUCAAUGUGUUGUAAAAACUAUUUAUCAAGACAAUGCAAACCCCAAACUGUGCCGAUUAUUAUGUAGCUGUCUAUUCAUUGGUUGUGUUUGUGUUUACAUCACAUGGUGGUUUCAUCUUGCAGUGGUCUGAGCCAUUGCUGUUUACUUAUCAUUCCGCCAAGGGACUACAUUGUAUUUUAAUGUACUGUCUCGUAAUAAAGUUGGUCAUUUCCACGUUGAAAUUGGGGGUGUAAUAUGUGUGCCUUCACUGCCAUAAACUCCACUUCACUUGUCAUUUAAUAAUAAUAGUAAUAAUUAUUAUUAUUAUUAGUAUUAGUAUUAUUAAUAGUAUUAUUAUUAAUAGUUGAUUGUACACCUGCGAAUUGCGGGAAUCUACUACUACUAAUGGUGAAAAAAAAUGAAAUUAAGAGACGCCCAUGAAAUGAUUUUGGACACACGGCUCGUUCCUCCCCCUCCAAAACCUCCUGCUACUUUGGUGUUGGAGUUCUCCUCUGAUUUUGGAUCAACAUUUCCAAUAAAAGUGACUGUUGUGAUUAUUAAGAUUAGAUUAAGCCCCAGAACCCUCUAUCUCUCUCUUCAAUUGCCAUAGUUCAGUUGCAACAAAGGAACCGGCUAAAUGCGUAGAAGCACAAUCCAGGUUAAAGCCCAGUGGAGGAGUUUAAGUACUUCAGCGUCUUGUUCACACGUGAGGGAAAGAUGGAACGUGAGAUGCAGACUCUGUGAAUUUUCUGUAUUGUUGCACCCCUUGUACAGCCAUAUCUACCGAGGGAUAAACUGAUGGAAAUGUGCCUACCGAUUCACACCGAUGGCCUCUCUGACACCCAAACAUGAAUUCACAUUCAGACACCAGUGUGGACCGCGCAAGGAGGCAAGGUGGCUGAAUUGUCUUUGCCCAAGGACACACCAGUAGCGACAGAUGGAGGAAGCUGGGUUCGUACUGCCAACCCUCCCGUUUCUGGACGACCUGCUCUACACCCGAGCCACUCCUGCCCAUUUUUUUUCACAAUCUAUUUCAGAAGAGCAGUGCUAAAAGUAGCAAAACUGCUUAAAAAAUAUGCAUUAAUGUUGAAUUGAUUGACAUACAAAACAGGGAGCAUGAUGUUUUAUGCACUGUUUUGUUUCUGGCAUCCUUUAAAAUCACAACUGCUUCUUGCGAUACGUGCUGUUUUUCAAGAGCCUCCAGCAAAUGAAGCCAUUUAGAGUGAAUUCCCCUUUUCCCUCUUUGCUUAUUCAAUUAUAACCCCAGCACCCGUUGCUUCAGUGAUCAGCGCCAUGGUCCAAAGUUACUUCACAUGCAGCAGAAUAAUGUGCGUGUUUGUAUGACAUCCAUCUAACUCAAACUACCUUGCCUUAAUUAUACUCAACCACCGUUUGCGUGUCAACAUGAAUGAAGGGUGUGUUUUUGUUUUUGUGUGCCUGAAAUAUCCUGGCAGCAGGUUUUUAUUAUUGUACAUUUCUUUUCAUCUUGACUUAUUAUUUAAUGUCUGUUUAGAAGUUCAACAUCAUCUCAUUUUAGCAACAAAGUCAAAACUUGUCCCCAGACUGUCUGCUGUCUCACUGUAGAAAAAAAAAGACCCGUACUCCCUUAAAAUACAGGGUGUCCCAGAAAAUUUGACAUCAUUUUAAAAGCAAUUAUCUUGAAAACUACUAAGUUUAGCUCAAUGAAAUUCAACAGUUUAGGUGUUGAACAUCUUCAGAUUAUUAUGGGAUUUUAAUAUGUGCACCGACUGUGACACAGCCUCGACCUUCUCUGAUGUUGAUGAUGGUCAACCAGAUCCUUCAGCCCUGCGUAAGCAGCCUUCCUCUUAGGUUUAUGGUACCGAGUCCAAAUUUGUUUGACAGUUGAAGUUUUUCCAUAUUUUGCUUCAAAGACACGCUGCACAGUCGUGAGUGACUGUGCGUGAGAAUGUGCCGCUUAUCCUCAUUAGGGUCGCGGGUAUGCUGGAGCCUAUCCCAGCUGACUUUUGGGCGAGAGGAGGGACCAAUCGCAGGGCGCACAUAGACAAACAACCAUUCACACUCAUAUGGACAAUUUAGAGUCGCCAAUCAACCUAACCUGCAUGUUUUGGGAAUGCGGGAGUACCCGGCGAAAACCCACGCACGCACGGGGAGAACAUGCAAACCCCACACAGAUGCCCAAGGGAGAUUCAAACCCGGAUCUCCUGACUGUGUGGCCCAAAACUAAAACAUUAAAUAUAAAAUCUUGAUCUGUUUCUAUACAUUCAAAUGAUGUCCCGUUUGAACCCUGUAGUUAUCCAAGCAAAUGCAAGAAAUGCUGCAGGGCCUCUGGUGCCUCCUUAGGGGAGGAGUCACAUCUUGAAAAACUGAAAACUGCUUUAAAGUGAAUGCACUGUAAUAAAUAUAAACAUAAAUUAAAAAGAUAUCAACAAGAGAGGAUUUCAUGUUUGGUUUGAGUUAUAAGUAUAACUCUAAGUAUAUACUGAGGUAUUUACAGUACUCUGCACGUGCUAUGUUUUGAAGUCAUCCUUGGCUAUUUUGGGUGUUUAUACGUCAAAUAAAACACCCGAGAUAAUUCGAGGUACUGAAAAAGAGGAAGACACUCAAAGAUUCUGCUGUGCUACCGAGCUAGAUUGGACAUUAGCUGCAUAAUUGUCACAUUGGUCUAGAUUCUGAUGGCGAUAUCUGCAAUAUCUGCAUGCUAAAAUAACCAAAAAACAUUAAAUUCACUUUGAUUUGAGUCAAAAGUUGUGUAUUUUCAAGAGAUGCAAAUUUCAAGCAAAUGCGCAGUGUUCUAAUCACAUGAUUACAUUUGUGGGUCUGCAUCCCUCUGACUUGCUGUUGAAAUCAUUCUUUUAUCACAAUCACUUGUCCAAACAGCCAAGCCUGUCAUCUGAUGUUGCCAUGGAGACCACGUCCGCUUCAGAAGUGUCCAGCAGAUGGCAGCAUUGACAAGGUUUCUUCCCUGGAAUGUUCCAUGCGUCAACUUAUCAGGCGUCACUCUGACUGACACGAUGACGCAGCUAACUCUGCUUUUGGCUUGGAAACUGUCUGUAUAUUUGGCACCCGGGUUAAUUUUAGUGCUCAAUGCAUGGCAGAAUAAAUUUAGAUACCUGCUGAGUCAAACUGGAGCAAGCAAACAUCGGCUGUAACAUUGAGCAGGCAGGAGGGUGUGGAUUUUUGAAGGCCUUGAGGUAAAAAAAAAAAGAAUCACUUAAUCUGCUGCAAAAUAUUUCCUUUCUUCUCCUGAAUGCUUAAUCUAACACAAGUAAAGCAAACUGUUAUACUCAUCCAUGACCAAAAAAAAACACUUAAACUGCCUAUUGCCAACUAAUUUGUUAAAGGGCACCUAUUAUACUAAUUUUCGGGCCUUUGUAUUGAGUUCUUGACUCCUAUAGAGCAGCUACACACGAUAACGCACACACAAACUCUUCCUGCAGUGUUUUCUGCCUCCCACCCAAACGGUCUGUACAAUUUACGCCACCCCCGGCCCUCCUCCAGGUACGCCUCCCGCGGAGCCCACGCCGCUGUGAUUGGUCACACUCCGAAGCGCUUCCGAGGACUUCCGGACAGCUGCCGAACCCCUUUUGUCCGAUUACUUACACAAAAUAAACAGAAUUAGGACACUGAUACAUUGUUACUUACAGCUUGCUCUUCUGACUCUUCAACGCGACCAAGUAACGUUUGAAAUGCGUCGGACUUCAGCGACAGUUUGGCGGAUAGCCCAGCUUCGUGUUGGCCCAUAUUCACAAAACCCUCUCGUGUGAAGUGCCGUUGACAGAUGAGAAUAUUUUUCUCUUGCUGGCAGGGAAUGAGCAACUCCAACCACUUCUGCCUGAUGCUUGCCACUUUAGGCUACACCAACAAACAUUUCCUGGCAGCCAUUGCUUGAGGUGCUAACACCGCAAACAGAGCGAAGCGGAGCGGGGGUGCUGGGCAUGCCCAUAUAAGGAAGUCCAGGUUGCAUUGACGUCAAACGAACUGAAUAUUUUUUUAAAAUUCUGUAAAACACAGCAUGCAGAGCCGUCCAAAACUGCUUUUAGGGCUCACUUCCAAAUGCUCAAACCUCAUUAUCUGACGCGCUGGCAUCGUUAACAUGAGAAUACAACGUUGUAACAACAUUUAUAGGUCAGAAAAGAGGAAAAGCAUAAUAAGUCCCAUUUAACCGUGGGAACAAUAACAAAAUAGACACUCUCAGUUAAGGAAACAAAAUCCACCAGGCUAAGACACACAAACACCAACUUGAUCGCCGGUCAACAGGCUUUUAUUACAGGUAUGAACGAUCUCACAACAGGCACAAUAAUCCCUAAUAAAAAUUCCUCCUCAAAACCCACGCCAAGCUAAAACUCAUCUCCCAAUCCGCCGACAUCACUUCCUGUACGCCCACCACUCAGCUCCCCUAGCGAACACAUUUAUAGCAACACACACGAGCACGAGUCUUGUGGCUGGUUUAGUCUUAUUAUGUUUAAUAUAUUGGGCGAUACGAGUGGAAAGGUGACUACAGGGGUGUUAUUUCAUGUCUACACGGCUCUAAUAAUGUUAAAAACUAUAUUUAGAAGAUGGUAAACAGGUUUUCCAUACUCUAACUACGAAAAUAUUCCAUUUAUAAAUAAGGAAUCCUACUUCGCGGAAAUUCACUUAUCACGGACGGGUCUGGAACCAAUUAACCAUGACAAACAAGGGAUUACUGUACACGCCUCUGUUGUGUAUACAGCAACAAUAAGUAUAGUUGGAUCGUUUAUUUACAUAAGAAACAUACAGCAAAGAAGAAGAGGUGUGAAUCGAAAACAGGCCAUAAUUGGAGAGUGUGUUAUUUACACAAUUUGAAAACUCAUAUAAAACAGCUUACUUUUUUAAGUUUAAUGACGAUUUGGAGUGCAUAAAAAACGGAAGGGAAGUUCUAGCUGUCUUUGACCACAUUAUCAUUUAUUAACCUGUGUAUUUCACAACAUGACUGCAACAGAACCAAUGUUGUAAUAGCGAUAAGGAGCAUAUUACUCAGCCAGCAUUAAUACCACUGAUGAGUUCAUUUUAAACAACAGCACGGCGAGUGUCACACACAUGUGUUUCACACCAACAGCUGAGCAGCACAGCCAACAUUUUUAAAGUGCAAGCAGAGGCAGAUAAAGCUGCUGGAUGCUGAUCAUGCUACUUCAAAUGCAGCCACUGCCAUCUUGUGGAGUUAAUAACAAGUAACAUCGGGAGGUUUCCUAGAGCCACAGACGUUAAUGCCAAAGUUUUUUCUAAUUAGUGACUUUUGUAGACUGUUAAAGGAGAUAUGUUUACUUAGGGUAAGUAAUGAAAGAAGAAGAAGAGCGGUAUGUGCACAAAUAAAUUAGAGGUCAACCACAUCCAGAUUCGUUUUGGCCUCUGCGGUUCCACUGGAUUGGACAAAAGUUCAAUAGAAAAUGCUUGAGCCCGUUUUCAUCACAUUAAGGAGCUCCACUGGACCAGUUUCCUGUCAUGUACAUGCAGAGUGACGCAUGUAUUGUAAACUCAAGCUGCAGGUAUUUGUGCUAGCCUGCAGCGCAUUUCUCAACUGUCAUAUUACAUCCAAGGUGUGGCCAUCCACUAAACUCAGUGUGUCCAUCACCUUGGUGCACUAUUUUCUGCCUUGUUGGUGCUGUGAGGAACAUGAGAGUGGACAAUGGGGGAACACGUCGCCUUGAUAUAGCUGUUAUAUAACUGUUCAGGCUAAGCACUAUCUCUGUGCGCAUGCAUGACUCUGAAUAUUUGUUUUGUAGGUUUUCACACGUUGCGUGUGUAUGCAUGUCUUGAUGACAUGAGGUUGCUCGCAGGUAACCACCUCUGCUUCGGGCUACACGACAGACAGCUGAAGCUAGAAGAUCUGAUGGAACGCAACAGACUAAGUAUCCGUGCACGAAGCAUAUUUGUUGACAACAAGGCAGGAGUUUGAUUGUAUUUUAUUUCAUCAGACUUUCAAAUAAGAAAGAAAUAUGUAUGUUUUAUUCAUGCUGUGAUAACUAAUAUAAUAAUUGAUGAUAGCAAGUAUGUUGGGAUUUAGUGUCAGAGUCAGAAUUCAUGCCUAAAUUAAGACCUAGUCUAAGUCACUCAAACACUACACAGAACACAUGAAGGACAUUCAAAAUAUAGUAAUCAGAAAGAUGAAAUACAGAACUCCUUACUUUUAUCCCUGUGUUUGUCUUGUACAAUGGAAAGGGCGUUGCAAGGGAAGGAGAGACAGGCUGCUUAGUUAUCACUGUCCAUUUCAUAGCAGCAGAUCCUUUCACAUGUUCAGUUAUCUUGUUGAUGAUGGUGGUGGCAUUUGGGCCACCUGGACAAGGCAUGUAGCCCAUGUUGAUGUCUCCAUUUCUCUGCUGAGCGUUUUACGAUGCCUAAUUUCACUUUCCUUUUUAGAUUACAUUAGAUUAGAUUAUUUUAUUUGUGGGGGACAAUGCAAUUUCAUAAAACACAUGAGCUAAUACAUGAGUUAAAAAAUGUUUUCAUCUGUAGUCCCCUGGCAGUAAAAUUCAGUACAAUCAGACAAAACAAUUAAAUAAACGCAAAAUACAUGCAGAUUAGAACAGUAAGGACAUCAGAGAAAUGUUAAAAAGAUCAUAUAGAAAAAUAAAAGUACAACAAUAAAACAAGUGAUAAAAGAAAUACAGGACAAAACCAAAAAAAAAUAUAACACAUCUGGUGCAGAUAUUUAAUGCUGACAAGUGUAGGUAUUGACGAGCCAUUGUUUUAAAUGUUUAGUGAAAGCUUAAAGUGUUCUUAAUCGUUUAUUGUCUUCUGGUAUUGAGUUCCACUCUCUGGCACAUCUCACAUACCAGGCUGACUGACUAAAUGUGCUUUUACGCAAAGGAACAACACAGUCCCCUGUCACAGAUCCUCUUGUUACAUGCACACUAGCAUGUCUUUGGUUGGUAAAAUCUGCAAGAGGACCUGGAGCGACACUAUGUAUUACUUUAUACAUCAAGCAUAAAUCUGCAAAUUUAUAAAAGUUUGUCCACUUUAAGAAUGCAUACUUUUUUUGAAUUGUGCAAUGAUGUUAAUGUCUUGUUUUUUUUCCCGUGACUUUUAUGGCUUUUAUACAGUAUUUCAAGUGGUCUUGACUUGCCUGGGACCAGCUUGUUAUACUGUAGUUGAGUUGGCUAGAAAUCCUUGAAUGUAAGAUGAUUUUUGCUGCCU
Messenger RNA from Dunckerocampus dactyliophorus (ringed pipefish), 11110 nucleotides. RefSeq names its product abhydrolase domain containing 15a (gene abhd15a). The transcript is spliced from 3 exons. Gene Ontology annotation, molecular function: monoacylglycerol lipase activity; short-chain carboxylesterase activity. The record is from RefSeq and is a predicted model, not a curated record. Bases 283 to 1758 code for a protein of 491 amino acids. Lineage: Eukaryota; Metazoa; Chordata; Actinopteri; Syngnathiformes; Syngnathidae.